UUCGCCUCCAACCCGCGAAGAACCGAAUCUCAAAGCACCAGAGCGGCGGCGGCGGCGACGGCGGCGGCAGAGCCGGCGACGGCGACGACGAGUAUGGGCGGAGGUCAUAAGCGCGGCCGCACGCAGCGGAAGCACUUCAAGCAGAGCAAGGAGAACGUCUGGAAGUACAAGAACGGAAGCGACGAGGCCUCCAAGAAGACGCGCUCGUCUGAUCCCUCUGACGAGAACCCUAACCCUAACCCCUCCUGGCAACCCUUUGCCACCCAGAACACUGGCUUUGAAGAAUACUACAAGGCGCAAGGCAUUGUGCCUGAAAAUGAAUGGGAAGAGUUUAUUUGUGUCCUCCGAAAACCAUUGCCUGCUGCAUUUAGAAUCAAUUCCAGUGGUCAAUUUUUCCGCGAUAUUCUUUCUCAGCUGGAAGAUGACUUCAUGAAAUCCUUGGAAGCUGAGAUUGACAAUGAGAAUGAAAUAGAUGCUAUUAGACCUCUGCCUUGGUAUCCUGGGAAACUAGCUUGGCAUUCAAAUUUCUCCAGAAUGCAGCUAAGGAAAAAUCAAACCCUUGAGAGGUUCCAUGAAUUUUUAAAGCAGGAGAAUGAGGUUGGGAACAUAACAAGACAAGAGGCUGUUAGCAUGGUACCUCCACUUUUCUUGGAUGUUCUUCCAGAUCACCAUAUACUUGACAUGUGUGCAGCUCCUGGAUCCAAAACAUUCCAAUUGCUUGAAAUGAUACACCAAUUAGAUAAACCUGGAUUACUUCCUAAUGGGCUGGUAAUAGCAAAUGAUGUUGAUGUACAAAGGUGCAAUCUCCUUAUCCAUCAAACAAAAAGGAUGUGCAGUGCUAACUUGAUAGUAACAAAUCAUGAAGCUCAGCACUUCCCAAAUUGUUCAUUAAAAAGUUGCACAGAGAAUUCUACAGGAGAAGAGGCAAGAAAACAUACUUUGCAAUUUGAUCGUGUGCUAUGUGAUGUUCCCUGCACUGGUGAUGGCACUUUGCGUAAGGCUCCUGAUAUCUGGAGAAAAUGGAAUGCAGGGAUGGGCAAUGGGCUUCAUCGUCUUCAAGUAGACAUUGCUAUGCGUGGGCUAGCUUUGCUUAAAGUUGGCGGAAGAAUGGUUUAUUCUACUUGCUCUAUGAAUCCAGUUGAAAAUGAGGCUGUCGUUGCUGAGGUUCUUCGGAGAAGUGGGGAUUCAGUUGAGUUACUUGAUGUUUCUGGGGAGCUUCCUGAGUUGAUUCGCCGCCCAGGCCUUAAAACAUGGAAGGUGCGGGAUAGAGGUCUUUGGCUAGCUUCAUAUAGAGACGUACCUAGAUAUAGGAGAGGUGUCAUUACACCUAGUAUGUUCCCUUCUGAUCAAUGCUUCAAGUUGGACCAGACAGAGCAUGAUAACAUGCAAGAAGAGACGGUGACAAUUGAUGCUGUUACUGGGACAGAAAAUGCUAGUAGUUUGGAAUUGAGUCAUGAUGGUGGUAACAACGUGGAAACUAUUGAGACUGCUGUUGACAUGAAAGAAGCUGUGAGUAAUGUACACGAAGUUUCUGGCAUGAGCAGUUCACCAGAAGAUCUGGAUGGUGAAAUUAAAGUUGAAGUUUCAAGUUAUCCUUUGGAAUGUUGCAUGCGGAUUGUUCCUCAUGAUCAGAACAGCGGAGCCUUUUUCAUUGCUGUCCUCAAGAAAAUUUCUCCUUUGCAAGCUGUUCCUGAAAAUCAGACUAGUCAAUCCACCAAGCGGAAGCAGAAGAUCCCAAGAAACUCAAACGAGAACCUUGAAGUUGAGAAUGCAGAGAUAAAACCAUCUGAAUGUAUUCCAGAUCAACAUCACCAUACUUCAGCUGAAGAGCCUUCAAAUGACAGUUCCAAAAUUGACCAAUCAUCACUCAAGACAACUGAUGUUGAACCGGCAUUACCAUCCAAUCAAUUAAACGAUAUAGAAAAUGAACUAGAAGAAGUGGAACCUAGUGGUAUUGGUGAGAAUGAAAAAGUUUCAAAGGGCAAGUUACAGAUCCAAGGAAGGUGGAGAGGCGUUGAUCCUGUAGUGUUUUUCCAAGAAAAAACAAUUAUUGAUAGUAUAAGGUCAUUCUACGGCAUCUGUGAAUCUUUUCCCCUUGAAGGCCACCUUGUCACUAGAAACACUGAUGCUAAUCAUGUGAAGAGGAUUUACUACAUAUCAAAAUCAGUUCAUGACAUCCUUCAACUCAACUUUAAAGUCGGCCAGCGACUUAAGAUAACCUCCCUGGGCUUGAAGACAUUCGAGCGGCAAGCGUCAAAAGAUUGCUCAUCACUGUGUUCAUUCCGGUUAUCAUCAGAAGGAUUGCCUUUACUGCUUCCAUAUAUCAGCAAACAGAUUUUACAUGCAUCAUUACUCGACUUCCAGCACCUACUACAAUACAGGACAAUUAAAUUUCCUGACUUCGUUAAUUCUGAUUUCAGAGAGAAGGCGACGAAUCUGAUGCCUGGUUGUUGUGUAGUCACUCUGAAUGAAGGAAAUAAACCUAUUGAUGAAAUUCUACUGGAUGCUUCGACCAUCGCCAUUGUUUGCUGGAAAGGCAAGACCAAUCUCAGCAUCAUGGUCUCGCAGUUGGAUGCGCAGGAACUUCGUGAAAGACUUUCAUUACGAUUUCCGUCUGAGGUUACAAUAUCAGAGGAUAAGGAGAAUAAUUCUAACUCAGAAGCCGAGGCUAAAAAGAUAUCGGUAGAUAACGAAUCAACAGAUGACUUUAGAAGCUGAGCCGGAUAAUAUUAGCUGAGGGCAUUCAAACGAUGAAGUUAUUGAAGCCAACCUGAUUAUUUGUUCAUGAAAAAUAUCGGACUGGAGAAUUCGGAGGAUACGAUGAGAUUUAGUUUUCUUGCAAACUCUAUUGAAGGUUUGGCAAUGUGUGUUGUAAUUUAUUUGCUUAAAUAAUGAACUUGGUAAACUGAUUUGAAAUUUUCUGAUAACUAGAAUUCAUUGAGGAUUUUGUGUUUUUUUAGAGUGGCGAAAUGUUUGCACCUCUCUUGGCUGCUCAACCUUAAAAUAACUUAAAUCUUGUGAGAAGUUUGCUGA
Dioscorea cayenensis subsp. rotundata (Guinea yam) is the source of this 3033-nucleotide messenger RNA. RefSeq names its product RNA cytosine C(5)-methyltransferase NSUN2. Lineage: Eukaryota; Viridiplantae; Streptophyta; Magnoliopsida; Dioscoreales; Dioscoreaceae. The coding region runs from base 94 to 2718 and encodes 874 amino acids. Gene Ontology annotation, molecular function: RNA binding; tRNA (cytidine-N5)-methyltransferase activity. Gene Ontology annotation, biological process: RNA methylation. The transcript is spliced from 15 exons. The record is from RefSeq and is a predicted model, not a curated record.